AUGAACAUCACAAUGCGACUACAGCAGAGACUACUAAAACAUUGCAAUGCCUUUUGUCCUGCAAAGAAUCUACUUCAACUCUCAUAUUUAUUACAUCCAAUCAUUCAGAAACAAUCAAUCUCCACUUUAAAUCCAUCCUCAAUUACAAAACCAGACCAUAAACCUGUGUUGUUAGUGCCUGUAGUCGAUAUUCUUUCUCCUGAAUUCGAUCUUCAGUCCAGAGAAAGACAGAGUCAGCGAGUCCGUUUUCAACGACCACGAUUGAUUUGUGAUGCUACAUUUGGCAAUGGAGGAUAUACCAAGGCUCUACUGGAUAAAAUGGAUUGCAAGGUGUUUUGUGUAGAUCAGGAUCCGCUCGCUAUUGAACGAGCCAUGGAUAUGUCACUCAAGCCAGAGUAUAAAAACCGUUUAAUUCCCAUUCAUGGCAAAUUUAGCGAUAUUCAAAAUCUAAUUGCACCUUAUACAGCAUCACAUGAAGCAUGUCUGGAUGGCAUCGUGUUUGAUAUCGGUAUUUCAUCCAAUCAAUUGGACGAUGCAUCUCGGGGCUUUUCGUUUCGUAAAGAUGGACCUUUAGACUAUCCUGAGAUGGAUCUUGUUCGCAUUCUUCAACAGUACGGAGAAGAAAAAAAUGCAUACAAGAUUGUACGCAUGAUUGCAGCUAUCCGAAGUAAAACGUACAUCAAUACAACAACCCAACUUGCACAAAUUAUUGCCAAGGCUGUUGGAAAAGAAGAGCACUGGCAGCAAGGUCACAAACAUCCUGCAAUGAAAACCAUACGGAUUUAUAUCAACGAUGAGCUCAAGCAACUUCAACAGGGACUAGUCAUGGCAGAGCGUCUGCUCAAGCCCGAUGGAAGAUGCGUAGUGGUUACAUUUCAUUCUCUAGAAGAUCGGAUUGUAAAACGUUUCUUUCAGGCAUGUGCUCAAGGUGUAACACCAGAUGAACUGCCUCCGCCCAUGACUCAGCAAGAGUCACGACGAGAAUCGACACGAGUCAAGUCUCAGAUUGCUCUAGAAACUGCAGAACGAAAACGGGAACAACAGGAUCGACAAAGAGUUCGGAGUGGGUUUAACCCUGACGAGGAGUUGAGUAUGGAUCAUUAUACUCUCGUCACAAUGCACGAUCAGCUGGCGUCCUUUUCCGCUGUAAAAGAGACUGGACGUGAACCAUCCAUGAUUCCGCUGUCCAAAAAAGCAAUUGUGCCAGAUGAAAAAGAAAUGCAAGAAAACAGCCGAUCCAGGUCUGCAAAACUUAGAGCUGCAAGACGCACUAACCACCCAACCACUUACACUCAAAAUCUUUAG
Batrachochytrium dendrobatidis JAM81 is the source of this 1305-nucleotide messenger RNA. RefSeq lists its product as uncharacterized. The coding region runs from base 1 to 1305 and encodes 434 amino acids. The record is from RefSeq and is a predicted model, not a curated record. The transcript is spliced from 7 exons. Gene Ontology annotation, molecular function: rRNA (cytosine-N4-)-methyltransferase activity. Lineage: Eukaryota; Fungi; Chytridiomycota; Chytridiomycetes; Rhizophydiales. Gene Ontology annotation, biological process: rRNA base methylation.